Molecule: messenger RNA, 1386 nt
Organism: Triticum dicoccoides
Lineage: Eukaryota; Viridiplantae; Streptophyta; Magnoliopsida; Poales; Poaceae
Product: protein FAR1-RELATED SEQUENCE 5-like
Exons: 3
Biological process (GO): regulation of DNA-templated transcription
Molecular function (GO): zinc ion binding
Source: RefSeq, a predicted model, not a curated record
AUGGCCUACUUUGAUGAGAAAGCGAAGGAAGAUCCAGAUUUCUUCUACAGGAUAAGGUUGGACGAUGAGGACCGUGUCGGGAACAUGUAUUUGGUGGAUGGUGCUGCAAGGAGAGCCUACAAACAUUUCCGAGAUUGCAUUUCAUUCGACGCGACAUACCUCACCAAUAUGUACAAGAUGCCACGCGCUCCAUUCAUAGGAAUAAAUAACCACAAUCAGUCAUUGCAGUUCGGCUGCGGGCUCGUCCGGAAUGAAGACGCGGAUGGGUACAUUUGGCUGUUCAAGACCUUCUUGGAGUGCAUGGAUGGACUUGCUCCAAUGAACAUAAUAACAGACCAAGAUUUCAGCAUGUGUGCAGGCAUAGAGGAGGUCUUUCCGUUGGCAGUGCACAGGCACUGCAGGUGGCACAUUAUAAAGAAGGCUGAGGAGACGCUAGGACCGUUCUUUGCUGACCGUCCAGAGCUGCACAAGGCAUUCGAGCUAUGCGUGGACCACAGCUUGACGGGGGAGGAGUUUGAAAGGAGCUGGAUGGCCAUGACUGAAACACGUCAAACUACGCAGCACAACGAGGGGUUCAAUGCUGUUUUGAAGCGGUACGUCAGCCCUGGCAACUCAUUGCUACAGUUUGCCAAGCAGUACACAGCUUUGCAACAAAAAAUUCUGGGAUCUGAGCUACAGCAAGAAGCGACCACGACACUAAAGCACCCAAAAUUGCUAACGUAUUUACCAAUAGAAAGGCAAAUGAGCAAGAUAUACACCAACAAGAUCUUUAACAAAUUCCAGGAAGAAAUAAAGCGUGCCAGCAUGUUCACGGCUUUCCGGGUGGACGAACAUACGUUCAAGGUGUGUUCUAUUUUGGGCAUGUCAGAUUCAGAACCUGAAGACGCGGACAAAGGAAGGAACUACUUCGUCAGAGCCUCGAUAGGCGAAGGCGAGUACUACUGUCAAUGCUGCAAAUUCGAACGGGACGGCAUUGUGUGCUGUCACAUACUAAAAGUCGUGGACAUGAACGCUGUGACACGCAUGCCCCACCAUUUCAUAAGGAGGCGAUGGACUUGGGACGCUGACGACGCGUUGGCGCCGCAGACAACACACGCAGUUCUGGCUGUGCAUGACGAGAGACCUGAGUCAACCAUGGAAGCCGUGAGGCACGUUGUGCUGACAAAGAACUAUGUUGAGCUAAUUGAUGAAGCGUGCAAGAGUGAUGAGACAGCGAGAGUCGCAGAAAAAUACAGGAAGGCACAGAAAAGAGAGCUUGAUGAUAUCAAGAAGAGGAAAGCUGAGGAAGCCUUACACCGGUUCCCCCGCACAUCAAGUGUGCCUUCAUCCACGGGGCCAUCAUCUGAAAACUCGGAGAUAGGAUCUGGAACAGCAAGCACGCAGACC